Molecule: messenger RNA, 3405 nt
Organism: Coccomyxa subellipsoidea C-169
Lineage: Eukaryota; Viridiplantae; Chlorophyta; Trebouxiophyceae; Coccomyxaceae
Exons: 20
Coding region: 1-3405 (1134 amino acids)
Cellular component (GO): membrane
Molecular function (GO): carbohydrate binding
Source: RefSeq, a predicted model, not a curated record
AUGCCAGGAUACAGUAGGCAGAAGGCAUCCCUUGCCCACAGAGCAGGCCUGCUGCUGCUCCUCGCCCUCCCAGCAGCACUUGCAGGAUAUCACCCGGCAGUGAUCAGGCUUGACACAGGCAACACAGGCGCUGGCGCUUACACGGAUGCAGCCGGCAAUGCCUGGUCUCCAGACUCCAACUACAGAGGCGGGGGGGUUGAGGCGAUAAGCGCGCACAUAGAUAAAGAUGCUGACAGCGCUGAUGUCGUCUAUGACACCAACCGCAUCGGAGGAAGCUUCCACUACAGCUUCGGGGCAGCUGACGGCCUGGUGGCAGGACAGACUUACACUCUAGCGCUGCACUUCGCAGAGCUCUACUUCGAUACUGUCGGCCAGCGAGUCUUCACCGUCAUCGUCAAUGAUCAGGCUGUGCUGCCUGAUUAUGACAUCAUCGCAGACGCCGGCGCCAAGGACGUUGCCGUGGUGAAGAAGUUUCCUGUCACGAUCGGCGAAGACGGCCUGUUGACCAUUGUCUUCGUGGCUACUGCCAACCAGGCAACGGUGGCGGGUAUAGAGGUGCUUCUGCCAGCGCUGCUGCGCAUCAACUCAGGCAGCGCCGACAGCUUCACCGAUGCAGCCGGCAAUGUCUGGGCAGCCGACAGCGGCUUCAUUGGUGAGGGCCGCCUGGCAGCCACGGCGGCCAUCGAAGGGGCGGAGGACGGCGCAGAUGCGAUCUACCAGGACUCUCAUGCGGCGCCAGAGUUCGGAUACAUCUUUGGCAAGACUGACGGCCUCAAGCCAUCCACUGACUACGUCGCUGUGCUGCACUUUGCCGAGCUGAGCGCGACAGCUGUGGGGCAGCGGGUCUUUGACGUGGCCGCCAACAGCCAGGCAGCCCUGUCAAACUUUGACACCUUCCAGGAAGCAGGCGAGCAGCGGUUCACAGCGGUGAGGCAUCAUUUCCCAGUGUCAGUCGACAAGAGCGGCACCCUCGUGUUGACCUUCCAGGGGCAGGAGAGCAGCAAUGCAGCCGUGGCCGCCAUAGAGAUCUACCCAUUCCCGCCCGGAGAAAGAGUCCCUGCGGCCGCGCCGGCAGCGGCGCCGGAGGCAGCACCGGAGAUUUCCAUUGCCGCUGACUCAUCCACUGACUCACCUGGCAUUCCCGCCAGCUCGCCAGCACCGUCCCCCUUGCCAGCACCGGAGUCACUCCUUGCCGAUGAGUCAGCCCCUGCUGACUCAGCAGCCUCGCCCGCCAGUUCGCCGGCGUUGUCUCCUGAGUCAUCAACCAACGAUGAGAUGUUCAUCUACGCAACGGGCUUUCCUGCAACUUCACCUUCAUCCGCACCAGAAACCUCUGUGAAGGAUGACUCAUCGAUGACGUCAUCGAUCUAUACAGCAGCCGCGCCGACACCUGCGCUUGAAGCUUCCAAGCAAGAUAAGAUAUUCAUCACAUCAUCGGAAUAUUCUGCUGCCACUCCGGCACCUGCGCCGGAGGCUUCUGUGGAGUAUGAGUCAUUCAUUACCUCAUCGGGCUCCCCAGCAACCGCGCCCAUGGCGUCAGCGGCGGGUGCGCCGUCAGCGGAUGAGUCAUACACUAUGUCAUUGCAUACGCCCGCGAUUGCGCCAGAAGCUGCCACAGCAGCCGCGCCUGUUUUAACGCCUGCCCCGGUGCCCAGCAAGGAGCCAGAAACUAUGAGCUUCCCGCUCAUUCAGGCGGACCCUGCCCUCAUGGCGGCUCCAGUUCCUGCACCAGCCAGCGGCCCUUCGCUCACAUUUGCCGCAGAGUACUACAAAGAUUACAUACCCACCCCCGCCCCAGUUCCUGCGCCUGUUCUGGCACCGAGCGACGAGCGACCGAUGACCAUAGAUGAGGUUAUCUCCCCUGGCCCUGCGCCAAUGCCCCUCGGGUCGCCGUACGAUUUUGAUAUUACCGUCCCUGCGAUGGGACCUCAGCCUGAGGUCAUUGGACCAGGCCCGCCCUGCGUUGACCUUGAGGCACUUCUGAAUGGCGCGAUCCCCCAGAUCAUGAGCCAGUGGGGAUCCAAGGAAGCCGCCAUGAAGACAGCCAUGCUCGACAAGACGCCUACAAACCUGACCUACCCAACAACAGCCGAAUUCGCAGCAAAGGACGACUGCGGCCGCACUCAGUACCUCUACGAGCUCCUCGUGGCGCUCGUCGCAUUAGCCGACACGGCAGCCGCCGCACCGGCCGCCGCCCCGGCAUUUGCGCCGGCGCCGUGGGCCGAGGCCGCGCCCGUUCUGGCUCCCGCUCCGGAGCCUGUUCUGGCGCCGGCACCGGUGCCAGUUCUGGCUCCCGCUCCGGCUCCGGUUUCUGUUCUGGCACCGGCCCCCAUGCCAGUUUUGGCACCGGCGCCGGUGCCUAAACUGGCGCCGGUGCACGCACCUCUUCUGGCUCCGGCGCCGAUGCCGUUUCUGGCGCCAAGACACGCGCCACGGCCGGCACCGGUGCCCGCCCCGGCCCCGGCCGUGCUGCCCUGGCCUGCACCGAAGCCGGCGCCGCAGCCAAACUGCCCGGCCUACGCCGGACCGGCCGUCACAUCGCAGAGCGCCGUGAAAUUUGAACUCCAAUUCCCGGAGCCGUUUACAGCGCCGGAGUGUGCGCCCGGGUGCCUGCUGAGCCUGGCGGGAGGGGACGCCUCAUUUGACGCGCUCGCUCAGGGCUUCCAAACCCCCGCCAGUUUCUUUGCCUCGCAGGACGCUAAAACCUACUUCGGCACCCUCUACUUCCCUCUGUCUGCCGCGUACCCGGCAGUGGGCCAGCAGCCGCCGAUACUGACAACUCAAUUGGCAUUCGCUGGCGACGGCUGUGAAGGACAGCUGGCAUCAGUCACAUUUGACGCGACUCGCCCCGUAGUCACCAUGACUAAGGUCUCCGAGCGCUUCGGCUCCCCGGCCGAUGGUGUAACGCGGCGCAGAAAGCUGCUCGCGAACGAGACCACGCUCUUUGUUCUGAUGCUGUUCAACUUCAGCAAGCACGUGGACAGCUUCUCGGCGGAGGAUCUCAUAGUCACGAGCGGCUCGGUGUUCGAGGUGAUUCCGGUGCAGCACACCAAUGACUACUUUGUGUGGCUCGCCCUCACCCCGGGCGCCGGCUCUUUUAGCGUCGUCAUCAAGUCAGGGACCGUUACGGAUGCUGCGGGCAACAUCUUGUACAGCGACCCCACCGCUCCAACAUCCUUUGCUGUACUCAGCAGCUCAGAGGUGCAGAGCAGUGCGGCGAGCUCGACAGGGCUGCUGAGUAAGGGCGCCAUCAUCGGGUUAGUCGUCGGAUUAGUCAGCGGGCUCCUGCUGGCGGCACUCGCCACCACUCUCUGCUUCUGGUUCCUCAGGAGGAAGGGAUACCAGCGUGACUAUGCUGACGUGGUGGCAGCCGACCUGCAGAAGGGGGGGAAAUCGGCGCCUUAG